AACCCACCUCCACACAAUGACGGCUACGCUACACUUCCGUUUGCGCCUGACGUCUUUCCGUUUCUCUUGGCAACAGAGAGACGCGGAGCGAAGGCAGAAGAGUUGUCGCAGACAGCCGUUCACAGACAAAAUGGCUGAAGUUGAGGAAACACUGAAGAGGAUCGAAGCCCAUAAAGGUGUGAUUGGAACAAUAGUUGUCAAUGCAGAAGGUGAGCCAAAAAGCACAACAGUUUUCUCAGAUAUGUUUACAACACAGUCUGACUGUAAAGGUUACAGUUUUAUCUUUUCAGGUAUUCCCAUCAGAACAACUUUAGAUAACUCCACUACGGUUCAGUAUGCAGGACUUCUUCGCCAGCUCACGAUGAAGGCCAGGAGCACAGUGAGGGAUAUUGACCCUCAGAAUGACCUCACCUUCCUCCGCAUCCGCUCCAAGAAACAUGAGAUCUUGGUUGCACCAGAGAAUGACUUUCUGCUGAUAGUCAUCCAGAACCCAUGUGAAUAGCUGCUGGACAUUUCCAUGAGAGUCUCCCUUUGGUUUGUCACAUGGCGAUGCUUUAUCCAGACAAAAGAUCUUUGCCCACUGUGUUAUGUAGCUCCAUGUUGUGCAUAAUCCCUCUUUUUCUACUUGGAACUCAAGUAUGUCGCCUUAAUCUACAUGAUGCAUUGUUUGUUUUACCUUAUGUAUUUCUUUCACUUUAUGUCUGUGUUGAUAUUGAAUAAGUCUGUGGAAUAAAGCUGCUGGUAAUCGUACAAUA
This is a messenger RNA of Siniperca chuatsi (mandarin fish), 755 nucleotides long. RefSeq names its product dynein light chain roadblock-type 2. Gene Ontology annotation, biological process: microtubule-based movement. The record is from RefSeq and is a predicted model, not a curated record. NCBI's taxonomy places the organism in Eukaryota, Metazoa, Chordata, Actinopteri, Centrarchiformes, Sinipercidae. Bases 17 to 502 code for a protein of 161 amino acids. Gene Ontology annotation, molecular function: dynein intermediate chain binding. Gene Ontology annotation, cellular component: cytoplasm; cytoplasmic dynein complex; centrosome. The transcript has 3 exons.